Messenger RNA from Phycodurus eques (leafy seadragon), 3770 nucleotides. RefSeq names its product nuclear factor 1 B-type-like. Gene Ontology annotation, molecular function: RNA polymerase II cis-regulatory region sequence-specific DNA binding; DNA-binding transcription factor activity, RNA polymerase II-specific. The transcript is spliced from 12 exons. The record is from RefSeq and is a predicted model, not a curated record. Gene Ontology annotation, biological process: regulation of transcription by RNA polymerase II. Gene Ontology annotation, cellular component: nucleus. The coding region runs from base 395 to 2086 and encodes 563 amino acids. Lineage: Eukaryota; Metazoa; Chordata; Actinopteri; Syngnathiformes; Syngnathidae.
UCGCGCAUGCAGGAGCGAAGGUGCGCCGCAUAUGAGGCAGUUGAGCUCAGGGCGCAACAUCACACGCGCGCACACACACGCAAACACACGCGCGCGUGCAAGAAAACACGCUGCAGCUUUUUUACUUUGACGCCCGCUGCAAUUGUUUUUUUGUUUUUGUUUUGUUUUUUGUGUGCGUGUGAUUUUUUCCCCUCUUUCCCCCACCGCCCGUUUCGACAAUCUUUCGGACCGCGAAAGUUGAUGGAUUUUCUCGGAGGAUUUCUUCUUCUUCUCGCUCGCCGCGGAUGAGUUGGGCUCGCUGUGCAGGAAUGGCACGAUAAAAGUCAGCACCAACUCCUUUCCCCCUCUUCUUCUUCUUCUUCUUCUUCUUCUCCUCCUCCUCCUCCGACUCGUCAUGUAUUCUCCAAUUUGUCUCACUCAGGAUGAGUUCCAUCCCUUCAUCGAGGCCCUCCUCCCGCACGUCCGCGCCAUCGCCUACACGUGGUUCAACCUCCAGGCGCGGAAGCGCAAGUACUUCAAGAAGCACGAGAAGCGGAUGUCCAAGGACGAGGAGCGCGCCGUCAAAGACGAGCUCCUGAGCGAGAAGGCCGAGGUCAAGCAGAAGUGGGCCUCGCGGCUCCUGGCCAAGCUGCGCAAGGACAUCCGGCAGGAGUACCGGGAGGACUUUGUCCUGAGCGUGACGGGCAAGAAGCACCCGUGCUGCGUGCUGUCCAACCCGGACCAGAAGGGCAAGAUCCGCCGCAUCGACUGCUUGCGGCAGGCCGACAAAGUGUGGCGCCUGGACCUGGUCAUGGUCAUCCUCUUCAAAGGCAUCCCUCUGGAAAGUACGGACGGCGAGCGCCUGGUCAAGUCGCCGCACUGCACCAACCCCGCACUUUGCGUCCAGCCGCACCACAUCACCGUCUCGGUCAAGGAGCUGGACUUGUUCCUGGCCUACUACGUCCAGGACCAAGACUCCCACCAGUCAGGAAGUCCAAGUAACAAUGAGCCAGGCAAGAACCCUCUUCCAGUCUAUUUGGAAGACAGCUUCAUCAAAUCGGGAGUGUUCAGCGUCGCGGAACUGGUGCGAGUAUCCAGAAUGCCCAUUACCCACGGCGCGCCGGUGAACUUCUCCAUGGCGGACAUGCCCGGCCAGCCCUACUAUCACGACCUGAACUCUAGCGUGGGGAUGCAUCGCUCCCUGUCCUCCCCGCCCGGCAGCAAAAGGCCCAAAACCGUCAACAUGGAGGAGAACAUGGACACCAGCCCGACCGGUCCCGACUUCUACUCGUCGCCGAGCUCGCCGGCCAGCAGUCGGGCAAACUGGCACGACCGAGAUGGAGCAGACAUGUCCUCGCCGAGCAUGAAGAAGCCAGAGAAGCCGAUGUUCAGCCCCACCUCCCCGCAGGAGUCCUCGCCACGAAUCAGCACUUUUCCUCAGCCUCAUCACCCGGGCUUGGCGGGCGUAGGACACAGCGUUAUAUCGACGAGGAGUCCGCCGCCGCACUCGCCGCUGCAGUUCUCUGCCUCGGCCAUCCUGCCCCCCGCGCCGUCGUCCUACUUCCCGCACACCACCAUCCGCUACCCGCCCCACCUCAACCCGGCCGACCCCCUCAAGAGCUACGUGCCGUCGUACGACCCGUCCAGCCCGCAGAGCAGCCAGCCCAACAGCAGCGGCCAGGUAGUGGGCAAAGUCCCGGGCCACUUCACACCCGUCCUGGCUCCCUCCCCGCACCACGGCGCCGUGCGACCGGUCUCGCUGUCCAUGCCCGACACCAAGCCCAUCACCACGUCAACGGAAGGCUACUCGGCUCCCGGCACCCCGACGGCGAACCGCUUCGUUGGCCUGAGCCCCAGAGAUCCCGCCUUCCUCCACCAGCAACAGCUGAAGAAGUGUGACUGGAGCGUGACUCAAAACGGCAGGCAUUAUGGCCCCAGUGCCGUCGACGACACUUUGGGGAUUGCUUGGCAAAGUCCUGGUACCUGGGCGAGCUUAGUUCCAUUCCAAGUGUCGAACGGGACGCCGAUUCUGCCAACAAAUGUCCACCAGAACUACAGCAUAAGCAUCAUUGGUGAGCCGCUGGUCCCCGCUGAGACUGGGAACUGAGCCCAGAGGGCGGAUGAGUGUUUCUGAGAAGGUGCGCUUGGGGGGGUGGGGGGGGGGGGGGGGCGGGGGCGCAGAAACCAGCAAAUGCAGCAGCAGCUGUACAAUCUCAACACUCUUCCCAAACUGUCCCAACCCCCUCGCCUGCUUUUCCCUGGGUUGUGAUGGACGCUGGAGUAAGGAAGGAAGCUUCAGGUGUGCCCUCCCACCCCUCCUCCUCCCCCUUUACACACACAUAACUACCCACCCACCCAACACACACACACACACACACACACAUACAGUAUACAUACCAGCCAGUUGUUGUUUGCAGGACUUUCCAAUGCAUUCAAAUACUGUGAUGUAUAGAUGCCUUAAUGUUCUACUGCAUGACACUCAAAUCUGUGCUUCUGAUGCUAAUCGCGGGGGGGGGGGGGGGGGGGGGGGUCAAACAAAGUCACUGUGUACACCGUCGAAAAACAUUCAGCGUUCUUCUUCGUCGACUGUGAUGCCGGGAGAAACAAAAUGUUUAUUGUUUUUCGUUUUGUUUUUGGGAUACUUCCAACAAUUAAGAGAGUUAACUUGAGAUUGGAGCCCUCACUAAAAGAUUUGUGACCCCUUUAAAAAAGGUUUUGGUUAAAGAAGAGCAAUUUCCAUGGAGGCAAGUGCAAUUGAAUUAUUUUGAAGGGAAGCUAUCAGUCUGUCAGCCCUCAGACUCUAAAGGAAAGGGGGAUAAACAUGGAAUGGUUUUAUGGGUAAAUGUUUUUUUUUUUUUUUUUUUUUUUAUAAAUACAAUUUGAUUUCAGUCCCAAUCCCAGCAGCAACACCAGCACUUGUUUUUGUUGAGUGCCCUUCCUCAAUUGUACAGGGACAUAUUGUUUAUUCUUUUCUUAUUUAUUUCUUGGAAAAGGUGGGAAAAUAACCCCUUAAAGAAAUGAACACAUGGUGUGUGCAAAAAAAGAAAAAAAAAAGAAAAUAAAAGGCAUUUCUCUUUUUUUUUUUUUUUAAAUAUAAAUAAGAUCAAGAGCAUUUUGGCCGUUGGCUUUGAAAGCGUAUGUUUACAAGAGGAAGAAACAAGUGUUAAUUGAUGGAAAUGUACAGUGAAAUUGUCAAUCAGUCAGGCGGUGGCAAAAAAAAAAACAAAAAAAAAUUCAAACUGACAGCCAUCAGUCCCUGCAGUCUCUCCACUUCAUUUGCACGACGAUACAUGACGUCCACAUGACGUGCCUUUCUGCAUAUCUUCGCACGCACGCACGCACGCACACACGCACACACACACACACACACACACACACACACAGACACACCCCACAUUCAUUUUGAUCUUUUUAAUCAUUGUAGAAACAUGCAGAGUUAACAUUUUUAAGGUUUUUGUACUCUGAAAAUGAACUGUUUAACUUCACAUACUAUUUUCUGUGUCACUGUUCCAUCGCGUAUCCGGGCUGUGUAUAGUCAAGUUUGUAAUCGGUUUGUUUGUUUAUUCUCCCUCCAGUAUUUUUCCCCGCGGCUUUUCUAAUAACCUAUCAUCUUUUCCCUCCCUUUCCGCACUCAUCCUUGAAUUCAGAAUUAUAAAAAUUAUGCAAUACCGAGUUUUGCCUAUAUAGGUAGUGCUUAUAGACGGCGUCAAAUAUUAGAGGCUAGUUUGGAGAUAGACACUAUUGUAAUGCAUUUAUUUUGUUGAUGUUGUUGUUGUUGAUGUUGUUGUUGU